UUACGUUGCGCUUCACCCUAUUUUUUUUAACAGUCUAUGGCUUCACCUUAUGCCGCGUUUAAAACAAAUGGGAACUCAGAAGUCUCCGACUUCCAAGCAUUAACGAACUCGGAAAAAACGAAAUAUCGUUUUAACGGUCAUCCAACUCGGAAUCUUGAACAUCUUUCUAUAGCUCCGACGUGAAUAUCACUGACGUGAUGAUUUGACCUCGUUUUACCUGAGCUCUCAGUUGUCUUGAAAGCACCAUUAUAACUCAGUGUGCAAAAUUUGAGCACAUAAUGCUAACGCAGAUUUGAUUUUUGUGAAUAUACAGUACAGGCACUGGGGACAUGGCAGCGUGAAAGUAUGGCGGAUGCUGAAGAGCCGGAGAAGAAAAGAACGAAAAUAGAGGAGCUGACUGAGAAAAUGGCUGUAGAUGGAGACAGUAGAGACUGGGAUGGCCGAUGGAACCAUGUGAAGAAGUUCCUUGAGAGACCCGGCCCAUUCACUCAUCCUGACUUUGAGCCAAGCAUUGAGUCCCUUGGGUUUUUAUUGGAGACAUGCAAGAUCCUGGUCAUUGGAGCUGGAGGACUUGGGUGUGAGCUGCUCAGAAAUCUGUAUGCUAUGCUUCGCAGUGCUAGCUGUGCCACUACAGAUUCUGGGAUCGAGUCCAGCCGGGCCAUGACUUCGCAGCCAGCCAUGACCGGGAGACCCAUAAGGCGGAGCACAAUUGGCCCAGCAUCGUCCGGGUUAGGGGAGUGUUUGGCCGGCAGGGAUGUCCUUGUCUCAUCGCGCAGUAGCGACUCCUGUGGCGGGUCGUGUGCAGUGCACGCUGACACAAUCACCAGGUGUAUGGUGUUUCCUCCAACACAUUGGUGCGGCUGGCUUCCGGGUUUAUAUUUUUGUUUGUUUUUAGUCCGAGCCUUCAGCUACCCUCAACCUCUCCCACCCACCCCUCCCCAAACUGAUGGUGUUGGUUUGGAUGGGGAUAACCCUGAGCACAUCCAUUGUGUGUUCCAGAGGGCCCAGGAGAGAGCUGUUGACUACAGCAUCACAGGAGUCACAUACAGACUCACACAAGGUGUCGUGAAAAGGAUCAUCCCUGCUGUGGCGUCAACUAAUGCUGUAAUAGCUGCUGCCUGCUCCACUGAAGUUUUUAAAAUGGCUUCAAGCACUUAUAUUCCACUGAAUAAUUAUCUGGUAUUUAAUAUUGUGGACGGACUGUACACCUACACCUUUGAGGCAGAGCGAAAGGAGAACUGCUCAGCUUGUAGCCAGGUGCCCCAGGAUCUACAGUUCCCACCCUCUGCCAAGCUACAGGAGGUCCUGGAGUACUUGACAGAGAACGCCUCCCUACAAAUGAAAUCCCCAGCCAUCACAGCAACCCUGGAUGGGAAAAAUAAGACACUGUAUUUACAGACUAUAGCUUCAAUUGAAGAAAGAACUAGACCAAACCUUUGCAAAACCUUGAAAGAACUGGGAUUGUCCGAGGGACAGGAACUAGCAGUGGCGGAUGUCACCACACCUCAGACUGUCCUCUUCAAGUUGAAACUCACCUCUUAAAGGGCUAGUGCAGUUAUAAAUGUGAUUUUCUUAUCUUUAUCUAUUUUUCCACACCGAGGUUGGAAUAAUUCUGUGAAAUUGUGAAAAUGAUGAUAAUACCCUUUUAGUGUAAGCGUUGUUUGAAAAAAACUCCUGAAAUUUCAGGUAAUUUUGCAUGGGUGGAGUUUUGGCCAUCCUGGCGACAUUACCGGGCGGUGUUAAUAGACCAAUAACAGAGAGUUCCAAACUUCUGCCAAUAGCAGCUAGUUUUCAGGUUACAUAUCCCUCCCAUUAAGCUUCUCCAAUUAGGUACCACUCCGAGACAGUCCUAAUGAAAUUAUUGCUUGAGAAAUAGCUUUUUGCCAAGAAGCUAUUUUUGUUUCUUUUUUACCAUUGUUUUCAAUUAAAAUCACAGUAAGGUACUUAAUUGUUACCCAGAAAUAAUUUGAUAUUGAGAAAAAAAAACGACUGCAUUGGACCUUUUUUUAAAUGCAGAAUCUGUCGACAUUUGACAACCUUUGGGGAGAAAGUAGCAAGGGAUACAGCGUGGCAUGGUUUUAAUAUAUAUUUAGUCUGAUAAUGUAUAUAAGAUCAUUUUCUCUGUCGUAUUGGCCCAUUGUGAGAGAUAGCUGAGGUCCAUCAACCUUCUAUAUCACUAAAUGUGGAAUCAGUCUGUGAAAAUGUUUCUUAAUGUUUUACUCCUAAAUGUUUGCUCCAAACGUCUGUCUUCUUUCCCUCACUCAAAAGAGCAGUAGUUUAUAUAGGCUACCAGUCAAAAGUUUGGACACACCUACUCAUUCCAGGGUUUUAGUUGAUUUUUUAAAUAGUUUUGUUCUACAUUGUAGAAUAACAGUGAAGACAUCAAAACUAUGAAAUACACACAUGGAAUCAUGUAGUAACCAAAAAAGUGUUGAACACAUCAAAAUAUAUUUUAGGUUCUUCAAAGUAGCCAUCCUUUGCCUUGAUGACAGCUUUGCAACCAGCUUCACAUGGAAUGCUUUUCCAACAGUCUUGAAGGAGUUCCAACAUAUGCUGAGCACUUCUUGGCUGCUUUUCCUUCAUGCUGCAGUCCAACUCAUCCCAAACCAUCUCAGUUGGGUUGAGGUUGGGUGAUUGUGGAGGCUAUGUCAUCUGAUGUAGCACCCCAUCACUCUCCUUCUUGGUCAAAGUGUGUUUGGGUCAUUGUCCUGUUGAAAAACAAAUUAUAGUCCCACUAAGCGCAAACCAGAUGGGAUGGUGUAUCGCUGUAGAAUGCUUUGGUAGCCUUGCUGGUUUCUUGGCCCAAGCAAGUCUCUUCUUAUUGGUGUCCUUUAGUAGUGGUUUCUUUGCAGCAAUUUGGCCAUGAAGGCUGGAUUCACACAGUUGAUGUUGAGAUGUGUGAACUCUGAAGCAUUUAUUUGGGCUGCAAUUUCUGAGGCUGGUAACUCUAAUGAACUUAUCCUCUGCAGCAGAGGUAACUCUGGGUCUUCCAUUCCUGUGGCGGUUCUCAUGAGAGCCAGUUUCAUCUGCACUUGAAGAAACUUUCAAAGUUCUUGAAAUUUUUCAGAUCACUGACCUUCAUGUCUUAAAGUAAUGAUGGACUGUCAUUUCUCUUUGCUAAUUUGAGCUGUUCUUGCCAUUAUAUGGACUUGGUCUUUUUCCAAAUAGGGCUGUCUUCUGUAUACCACCCCUACCUUGUCACGUCACAACACAACUGAUUGCCUCAAACACAUCAAGAAGGAAAGAAAUGACACAAAUGAACAUUUAACAAGGCACACCUGUUAAUUGAAAUGCAUUCCAGAUGACUACCUCAUGAAGCUGGUUGAGAGAAUGCCAAGAGUGUGCAAAGAUUUCAUCAAGGCAAAGGGUGGCUACUUUGAAGAAUCUGAAAUAUAUUUGGAUUUGUUUACCACUUUUGGUUACUACAUGAUUCGUAAUGUUAUGUCAUAGUGUUGAUGUCUUCACUAUUAUUCUGCAAUGUAGAAAAUAGGAAAAAAUAAAUGAGUAGCUGUGUCCAAACAUUUAGCUGGUACUGUUUGUAAUUAUGACAAACUGUGCUGCAAUAAAGUGUUUUGUUAAUGAAA
Molecule: messenger RNA, 3584 nt
Organism: Oncorhynchus masou masou (cherry salmon)
Lineage: Eukaryota; Metazoa; Chordata; Actinopteri; Salmoniformes; Salmonidae
Product: NEDD8-activating enzyme E1 catalytic subunit-like
Exons: 13
Coding region: 346-1542 (398 amino acids)
Biological process (GO): protein neddylation
Cellular component (GO): cytoplasm; nucleus
Molecular function (GO): NEDD8 activating enzyme activity
Source: RefSeq, a predicted model, not a curated record